AUGAUGACAGCUAUCCUAGCUCGGACUGGCACUUUUGUAAUGGUGGCCAUCCUACUUGAACAGGCCAAAUGUGUAACUUCCUUGGCAUCAUCAGUGCCGCCAGUCUUCCUGCCAACGUCUCAAAGUGCCAUGAUCAAACAAGCCGCCUCAGCCAUUCAGACAGCCUUGUUGGAUGAUAAGAUCCAUCUUCAAACAAUCCGAUUGCCGCUAUCUGAAGCCAUGUACAGCGAGUCCGAAGAAGGAUUCGUGGCGGAUAGAGCCAUUGGUUGGCAGGGUGGUCCUCAAGAAACCUACAGAUAUCUUUCUCCCUUGGUACGACAGUUAUUGCAAUCAGUAGACACUCUUGGUGGUGGAUCUAAUGCUGCAGUGUUGCCACGAAUUCAAGAACAAGUAAUGUUGGACUUUGACGGCAGUGCCCUAAUGACCUCCGAGUCCCCAGCGGGACCUUUGGGGGACGCUCAGGCUUUGAUUCAACCCAACACGGAUGCGUACUAUUACCCCAAGACGAUCCCCACAAUUGAAUCGCAAAUGGUGGUACAAAGCAACGGCACCACCGUGAGUCGACUUUUUCUCUUGGUCAAUCCAGCAUGGAGGGAUGUCAGCAGUUUUGGAUUCUUGGCACCAAAAGAAAAAGUCCAACGAGAUCUUCUAGACACAUAUCCGACAACCUACGCUGUGGAUCAGUUUGUUGUCCGAGGACAAAAGUGCAGUCUUCUCAAAGUAUGGCCCCAUGAUUGGUGUGUCUUUGUGUCGAAUUUGCCCUAUGAUAAUGACAACAACGGUGACAAGUCGUUAGCAACUUUCUUGGGGUCCUUUGAGGAACGUCCCCCGUACAAUGUGAUGGAUGAACUCAUACUGGCCGCAUUGCAAAAGAAGAACUGA
Molecule: messenger RNA, 882 nt
Organism: Seminavis robusta
Lineage: Eukaryota; Bacillariophyta; Bacillariophyceae; Naviculales; Naviculaceae
Source: the annotation of a GenBank genome assembly